AUGCAGCAAGAAGACGUCUGGACGCACAUUCCCUCCAAGUCCAAGCGUCAUCGAAAGCCUGCUCUUAUUAGCACAACAAAUCUUCCUCUGAAGGACCUCACACUUUCCAAGCUCUCCGCAGAAUUCCACACCAAGCUCAAAACCUGGCAGCAUUCCUCUUGUCGUCAAACAGCCUUACGUCUUCUUUCCAGGAUCCGCCCAGAGAAAGGGUGGAACUUACACAAAGCGAUUUGCCUGGGUAGCGGCAGCCUGAGCCGCGAGAAUUGGGAGUGCAGACGACGGAGCGUGUGGCAGUUUGUUGUGUUUUAUGAUCUCGCACGUCAUCUCCUGGGAACCGAGCACGAUUGUACUCUGUAUGCGCAGGAGCCGGCUUUCACAGAGCUGGACGGAAAAUUCCUCGCAACUCUAGGUAUCUCGGUCUUGGAAUCGCAAGUCGGGAUCGUAGGGAUGGGAGCCGCGGGAAGCGAAUUGGGAGGAGAAACCUUCCUGUUCGAGCCCUUUGUUGAUAUGGACUCAGGGAUGUUAGAAGCUAUGCUGAAGGGCGGAGUGGGACUGUAUAUGGGGAGUUCAAUUGGUGGGAUCUUGGAGAGGAGGGAAGGGAGCGAAGUAGGGAGGUUAUCGAAGGAGUUUUGUCGAGGGAGGGAGAUGCUCAAGUUUCCGAUGUUCGAAAUCGAACCCAAUGUUCUGGACGGCAUGAGGAUCUAUUGGAGGGAGGAGAGCGAUGAGGACGAUGAUGAAGGCGCAGUGUGA
Messenger RNA from Ramularia collo-cygni, 750 nucleotides. RefSeq lists its product as uncharacterized. Bases 1 to 750 code for a protein of 249 amino acids. NCBI's taxonomy places the organism in Eukaryota, Fungi, Ascomycota, Dothideomycetes, Mycosphaerellales, Mycosphaerellaceae. The record is from RefSeq and is a predicted model, not a curated record. The transcript has a single exon.